AUGAAACUUCAAGAAAAAGUUAUUCAAUUAAGAAAAUUAAAUUUAGAAUUAGACUUUUGGUUAGAUCAUCUCGAACCGAAUUUAGUAGCAGCUUAUCGUAGUGAGAUUGACGAAGAUUUUUGGGGUAGAAUUGUAAAGAUAGAUCGUGUAUUCGGUUCAGGAGGAGGUGAUAAUUAUGUUACUGAAUGGUCGAUAAGUUUCUUUCCUUACGAUUCUAAGAGAAGUUCUUUAAGUUCUAAUAGGUUAGAACUUGAAGAUAUUCCAUAUGGCAUUGUUAGCGUUCCCUUUAAAACCGACAAAGGAUUUAAACGAAACACUAUGGUACGACUUUGUGUAAUAUGUAAUAAAGAACGAGCUAUUGUAAAACGCCCGAAGACAGGGCAGCAAGUUUGUCGAGAGUGUUUUUAUUAUGUCUUUGAAACAGAAAUUCAUAAUACCAUUACAGAUAAUAAAUUAUUUAAAAAAGGUGAUAAAGUAGCUAUUGCAGCUUCUGGAGGGAAAGAUUCUACAGUUUUGGCAUAUGUUAUGAAACUUUUAAAUCAAAGAUAUCAAUAUGGUCUAGAUCUUUUUCUUUUGUCAAUUGAUGAAGGAAUAACAGGUUAUCGAGAUGACUCUUUAGAGACUGUGAAGAGGAACCAGCAACAAUAUGAGCUUCCACUCAAAAUUGUUUCUUAUAGUGAAUUGUAUGGAUGGAGUAUGGACCAAAUUGUUAAAGAAGUUGGAUUAAAAAAUAAUUGUACUUUUUGUGGUGUUUUCAGACGCCAGGCAUUAGAUCGGGGGGCCGUAAUCUUGGAUGUAGAUCAUAUAGUGACGGGACAUAAUGCUGAUGAUAUUGCUGAAACAAUUUUGAUGAAUAUUUUGAGAGGAGAUAUCGCUCGACUUCCACGAUGUACUGAGAUAUGUACGACUGGAGAUGGAAGUAUACAAAGAUCCAAACCGUUUAAAUAUACAUAUGAAAAAGAAAUCGUUAUGUAUGCUUACUUUAAGAAGCUCGAUUAUUUUUCAACAGAGUGUGUAUAUUCACCAAAUGCGUAUCGAGGCCAUGUACGAACUUUUAUAAAGGAUUUGGAAUCUAUACGACCUAGUGCUAUUAUAGACAUCAUACAUUCUGGUGAAGCUUUUGAAGUUAAAGAGGGGGUAAAAUUACCUAUUCAAGGAGUAUGUAAGCGAUGUGGGUACAUGUCUAGCAAUGAACUUUGUAAAGCAUGUAUGUUACUAGAAGGAUUGAAUCGAGGAUUGCCAAAGCUUGGUAUCGGAAAAAAUUUUAAACAGAAAGAAUAG
Messenger RNA from Cetraspora pellucida, 1281 nucleotides. The record is from the annotation of a GenBank genome assembly. Lineage: Eukaryota; Fungi; Glomeromycota; Glomeromycetes; Diversisporales; Gigasporaceae.